Molecule: messenger RNA, 3912 nt
Organism: Danaus chrysippus (African queen)
Lineage: Eukaryota; Metazoa; Arthropoda; Insecta; Lepidoptera; Nymphalidae
Source: the annotation of a GenBank genome assembly
AUGAUAUUAAAAACGCUUGUGACAGUCCCUCCUACAGAUAAAAGCAGAAUUGUGGAUGUUAGUCCAAAGCAAUACUUUGCCGAGUCGGUAUUAUCAACUCUGGCAGAACAUCUGUUUGAUGACGAUCCCAAUUUAAGUAACGCUAUAGCGAUAGCAAUUAGCAAACUUUUAAUGUACCAGGACGGGAAAAUAGCUUUGGAUGCCGUGGAAAAUGAAAAAGAUAUGUUGCUGUCUCUGUCGACAACAAAUUGUAAAACACAUGCUGUAUACAAAGUGGAGAAUAUGAAAUUUGAUUUAUACAACGCUAUAGAUUACUGGAUACCAAGUAACGAUGAAAGUCUUGACCAAUGGGUCACGAGAAUAACUUUGGCUCUGCUGGAUCUGGUUUCAUCAUCUUCGAAUUAUUUGAGAUCAUUGAUUACUGUUUGUGCGAAAAAGCCAAGCAUCUCCAAAAGGAUUAUGCCAGCUUUAAUGGGUUUGAUCCUUUCUUGUUCGUCCGAUGUGCACGCAGCAGUUUUUGGAGGACAAAUAAACGAAGUAUUUAGAUUCAUUUGGAGUAAAAGCUUCGAUGAAGAUUUUGAAAGUAGCGAUUUCGGGGGCACCCCGAAAAAGACUUCAAGUAUAAGCCACGAUCAUAAAAUGAUAGUACACUAUCUGUUGGAUAUCGUAGACUUUGUCCGUAUACAGAGGGGGCAUUGCAAGUUAUGCAUACAAGGUCGUACAGUGAAAACUUUGAACUAUCUAAACCUUGAAUACGACAAGGUGUCGUGGGGGGCGACUGUCUCGGAACAGCCUCUGUUGGCAAUUUUCUACGGGGAGCUGUGGGCGGCCGCCGCUAACGGAGCCGUACCUCCUGCUGCGCCGUGUAACGUCACUCAACUCCCGGGGGGAGACCACGUUCAGAGAAUAUUCAGGAGAUGCUAUGUGUCCAUAGGUGAGAUGGAUGCCAUAGAUGGAUGCGGCACUGCUCACUUGACCAUUGAAAAGGAGAAAAGGAAACACCUCAUUAAUACCGGCCAAUAUUCUGAUGCUUUGCUCUUAUUAGAUAUAGCACUUUCUCGAGGGAACGAGGAUGAAAAUGUGUUAUAUGGGGUCGUGACGUCACUGCACAAGUUGGGCAUGCAUCAUUUGGCUCUACAGUAUAUCAAAUCUUACCCAGAAAGCGAUAAGCUCGAUGAUAUUAAAUAUGACUGCUUGUCCUAUCUUGGUGAUUGGAGCCACAUUGUUGAUACCGUGGAACUCGAAAACAAACUUACUAUAGAUAAUAUCAAGCAAAAUUCGGUUAUUAAAGCAAUGCGUUAUUCUUGCCUGAAAGAUUGUCUUAACAUGAAUCCAUCUGCAGAUUUCGACUUGAAACUUGAAAAACCGUUUAACAGGGCCAAAUUAGCUAUAGCCAAACUCUGCCGAGACCUUAACAUGGAAAAUUGUCAAAGUGUCUAUAAAGUUGUUUCAUAUUUGCAUCUAUUUAGUGACAUUGAACUAUACUAUUCGGUGAGGUGUGGAAAAAUGUCGAUAACAGAAUUGAUAAGUAGAUGGAAGAUCGACAACUUACCCCUUUUCAGUGAUUUUAAACAUGUCGAAGGUCUUAUAUGUCAGCGGAGUUUAAUUCUUGAGCAUGCUGCACCAAAUUAUUCUAUUCCGACAAUCACGGAUCUACAGUUACAAUACGCAGAACUGGGCCUAUCAAACAAAAGAAUCCAAAUGGCUCAGCGUCUUCUAGCCUCUGUAAAAAAUGACCAAUCAUCCAAAAAAGUGGCCCUGCUAGAGAGUCAAAUUUCGUGGGCCAAAGGGAAUAAAGACAUCGCCCUCUCUCUACUCAAUGGAAUAAUUACACAAGACAAAGAAGAUCCCGACCUUAUGGCUAUGGGUUUAAGGCAAUACGGUCUAUGGAUGGCAGAGAGUAAAAGAGAGAAUGCGAGAGAUAUCAUACAUAAAUACCUUGAGAAAAGUCUUAACGCUCUGAACGGUCGUGACGAUGUAGCAACGAGAUUUAAAGUGUACUACGACAUAGCUACUUUUGCUGAUGCCGAAUAUAAACAGGUGGUAUCUUACAUGCAUUCUUCUGUGUUUGAAGAUAAAGUAAAAUGUGUUGAGAACAUGAAAGGCGCAGAGGCUUCAUUAAAUUCGUCCCAACAAAGGCUAACAAAGGAUCAAACUAGAGCUUUGAAGGCCAAUCAGACCUUCAGACGGUUGGAUGAAGCAGAUAUCGUUAAUACUAAAGGAGAGAAGGAAAGUUUUCUUAAAAUGGCGUUGAAAUAUUAUUUAUUAUCAUUGAAGAUUUCUGAUGAAAACAACCUGUCUGUAUUCCGAGUGAUUUCUUUGUGGUUUGAUAACCCGGGUUUCGAUUUUGAAGACGAAAACUUGGAUAGACUUCUCCAUGAUGUACCAUUGUGGAAGUUCAUCACCGUUCUACCCCAACUAGCUCCCAGACUUUCAAAUGAAGAUACGUCUUUCGCUAAACAUUUGAACAAACUAAUAAAGAGAUGUGCACUGGAGCAUCCCCACCACACUCUUCCGAUCCUUUUCAAUCUCAAGAACUCCGACAAGGAUAGCAUUAUAUUGAACGCAAGUUCAUCAGUGUCGCUUCCGAGCUCGGUCGAACCGCGUAUUUUGGCGGCUGGAAAAAUAAUACAGGAGCUUUCUGACACUGAAAUAGCCCUUCCUAUAUCCCAAAUGGAGCAGAUCUGUAAUGCUAUAAUAAGCUUCGCUUACUACGUUCCUAAAUCUAAAGACUUAAAAGCUCAAACAAUUCCGAGAACGGAACCAAUAUCGACUUUAAAAAAUUUGAACGCUGUUCCGAUACCCACCGAUACGAUACCUAUAAAGAAGGAUUCUAAUUAUUCUCAAAUAGCUACUUUGUCUUCAUUUGAAAACAGCUUUGAACUAGUUGGAGGUAUCAACUAUCCAAAGAAAAUAUCUUGCUUGGGAUCCGAUGGGAAGAAGAGGAUUAUGCUAAUUAAGGGGGAAGAUGAUCUCCGCCAAGAUGCUGUGAUGCAACAGGUUUUCAACAUCGUUAACACGCUCCUUGAGAAGAAUCCAAUUACUAACAGGAAUAAACUCCUAAUACGUACUUAUAAGGUUUCUCCGAUGUCUCGACGGUCUGGUGCUCUCGAGUGGUGUGUAGGGACCACGACCUUGGGUACCUACCUUCUAGACGCACACAAACGAUAUAGGCCAAAGGAUAUGCCGCCAUCUACCGCCAGGGGUAAGAUAAAAUCUUACCAGGAGAACCGAGUGUCCAAUAAACGCAAAUUAGAAAUCUUUAAGGACAUAUUGAAAGCAUUUAGGCCUGUGUUUCAUUAUUUCUUCACUGAACACUAUCUCGAUCCAGUGACAUGGUAUGAAAGAAGACUUGCAUACACCAGAAGCGUUGCUACAUCUUCCAUGGUGGGGUACAUUAUGGGUUUGGGUGAUCGACACGUACAGAACAUACUGAUCGAUGGAACGACUGCUGAAUUAAUACAUAUCGACUUUGGUAUAGCAUUUGACCAAGGAAAAACAUUAAAUACUCCAGAAACCGUGCCAUUCCGCUUGACUCAAGACAUCAUAGCGGGAUUUGGAUGUAGUGGAGUGGAAGGAAUUUUCAGACGGUGUUGCGAGAAAACCUUACAAUUACUCCGGGAUCAUCAAGAAACUUUGCUGACUAUAUUGGAGGUGCUUCUGUGUGAUCCGUUGUAUUUUUGGAUAGUAACUAAGAAUACUAAAUUAGAGGAAUCAAAUUCUGAAAGUUCUUCGAGCAGCGGCCUGGCGUCCAGGGCUCUUCUGGCUGUUCGCAGUAAGUUGAGCGGGGCGGAGGGUGCGGCGGGCGCGGGGGGAGUGUCCGUCACCGGUCACGUGGCCAGGCUCAUCAGCGACGCCAGCGACCCCGCCAACUUAUGCCGAAUGUUCCACGGCUGGCAAGCCUACUUAUAA